AAACCCUCAUCGGUAGAGGAGAGCGGGCUAGCAAGGAGACUCCGGGCUACGGUCGCACCGGGAAUUCAGAAGUGAUUGAUUUUGCGUGGCGUUGGACUCGGAAGCCAGGUCUACUUGUCUUGCUGAAAGCUCCCAGGACAGGGAUUGGGGUGCGGUGGUGGGGUUGCACAGCUCCGUUUUCCUUUUAUUUUUCAAAGGGAGAAGGGGGAUAAGGCAGGAAAGAGAAUGUACAGAAUACCGACUAAACGUUAAUUUUUGAUACGAAGAACGGAGUAGCAAUUCCAUACUCUUCCUUCUGUUGCUCCACUAGGUUAACUUCACUUUUGAAUGCUCAAUUUUGAAAUUGGCUAGUGUGUUUAACAAUUUGAUCGAGUUCAGGGGUGAGCGUUUGACACAUCUAAGUGCAUUUUAUUGAGCGCUAUUCAGUCACUUUUCACGAUGGAGGUUUUGAAGACUUGUGUACUUAGAAGAAAUGCAUGUACUGCGGCUUGUUUCUGGAGAAGCAAAAUUGUACAGAAGCCUUCCGUUAGGAAGAUUAGUACUACCUCUCCAAGGAGUACUGUCAUGCCAGCUUGGGUGAUAGAUAGAUACGGGAAGAAUGAAGUCCUUCGAUUCACAAAGAACAUGAUGUUACCUAUCAUACAUUAUCCAAAUGAAGUUAUUAUAAAAGUCCAUGCUGCAAGUAUAAAUCCUAUAGAUGUUAAUAUGAGAAGUGGUUACGGAGCAACAGCCUUGAACAUGAAGCGUGAUCCUUUGCACGUGAAAAUCAAAGGGGAAGAAUUUCCUCUAACACUAGGUCGGGAUGUCUCCGGUGUGGUGAUGGAGUGUGGGCUUGACGUGAAGUAUUUCAAGCCCGGAGAUGAGGUCUGGGCUGCAGUUCCCCCUUGGAAACAAGGCACUUUCUCGGAAUUUGUUGUGGUCAGCGGGAACGAGGUCUCUCACAAGCCCAAGUCACUCGCUCAUAUUCAAGCUGCCUCUCUGCCAUAUGUGGCUCUCACAGCCUGGUCUGCCAUAAACAAGGUUGGUGGCCUGAAUAACAAGAACUGCAUGGGAAAACGAGUUUUAAUCUUGGGCGCUUCUGGCGGGGUCGGUACUUUUGCAAUACAGAUAAUGAAAGCGUGGGAUGCUCAUGUGACAGCAGUUUGCUCUAAAGAUGCCAGUGAACUUGUGAGGAAGCUUGGGGCGGAUGAUGUAAUUGAUUACAAAUCUGGACGUGUAGAAGAGCAGCUGAAACCUUUAAAACCGUUUGACUUUAUCCUUGAUAAUGUUGGUGGAUCCACUGAAACAUGGGCUCUCGAAUUUCUCAAGAAAUGGUCAGGAGCCACCUAUGUGACUUUGGUGACCCCUUUCCUCCUGAACAUGGACCGCCUGGGCGUAGCAGACGGCAUGCUGCAGACCGGACUCACUGUGGGCACAAAAGCGUUAAAGCAUUUCUGGCAAGGAGUCCAUUAUCGCUGGGCCUUUUUCAUGGCCAGUGGUGUACAUCUAGAUGAAAUUGCAGAACUCGUAGAUGCGGGAAAGAUUCAGCCAGUUAUUGAACAAACCUUUCCUUUUUCUAAAGUUCCGGACGCCUUCCUGAAGGUGGAAAGAGGACAUGCACGAGGAAAGACUGUAAUAAAUGUCAUUUAAAUAAAUGCUCUGUGCAGUUAGUAAUUGUUGGCUCUCUUAUU
Molecule: messenger RNA, 1670 nt
Organism: Fukomys damarensis (Damara mole-rat)
Lineage: Eukaryota; Metazoa; Chordata; Mammalia; Rodentia; Bathyergidae
Gene: Rtn4ip1
Product: reticulon 4 interacting protein 1
Exons: 9
Coding region: 439-1629 (396 amino acids)
Cellular component (GO): mitochondrion
Molecular function (GO): zinc ion binding; oxidoreductase activity
Source: RefSeq, a predicted model, not a curated record